Camelus dromedarius (Arabian camel) is the source of this 7679-nucleotide messenger RNA. It is a transcript of the gene C2CD4C, whose product is annotated as C2 calcium dependent domain containing 4C. Lineage: Eukaryota; Metazoa; Chordata; Mammalia; Artiodactyla; Camelidae. The coding region runs from base 4600 to 6057 and encodes 485 amino acids. The transcript has 2 exons. The record is from RefSeq and is a predicted model, not a curated record.
CUGGGUGUGUCCCUCCUGGGGGAGGGUGUGGGAGGCAGUCUGUCUCUCCCCGAACCUUCCCUGAACCCCGAGUGUUUCUCAGACAGCUCUGUUUUAUUCCAAGAUAAAAGCACACACCAACUUCUCAGUUAAACGUACCCCCAAAUUCUCUUUGGAAGCACCCCAGUGUAUCUCCCAAAUGAUACAAACCUCUGUCUUCAAGAUACUUCAGUAUAUCUGGCAAAAAGCUCCUUGUUUGCCUCUGCAAACCACUCCUGACCCAUCCAUAAGGAUGGCCUGACUGCUCAGGUGUCCCAGCGCCUCGUCCCCGUUUUCUUGAGAUGCCACCUGUUCUCUCAGACCCCAUGACAGACCCUCCCCCCAUUGGCCUGAGAGCCCCUACUUCUCCCUCACCCCCACUUCUCUGUCACAGACCUCACCUCACAUGGUUUGAGACUCUCCUUCCCAGAGAGACGCCUGUCUCUCCCCAGGACCCUCCUUUACCUCCUCCUCCAAAUGUGGGGGCCUCUCUCCCAAGGGGGCACCCCAAGUCUUGCCACCUCCCUGCCCAGGGUCUGGCUCUGGGGAGGGGCUGUGCUUUCUCUGCAGUCAGCAGGCCCUGCCCCGCACCCUAGGGGGACCUGGUAAGGGUGUGGGGAGUAAGAGCCUCUCUGGUCUGCCCGUAACUAGGGGUGAAGCCAUCAAAAGGCAGAGCCAGAAGGGGACUCUGGUGCCAUGUCUUACAUCAGAGACCUGAAGACUGACAGCCACUGGUCCAUCAUCCAUCCAUCCAUCCAUCUGAUUACCUUACCUACCCACCCACCCACCUGUCUAUCUGCCCAUCCAUCCAUCUGUCCAUCCGUUCCCUACCCAUUUAUCCACCCAUCAUCACCAGUCCACCCAUCUACCCAUCACACAUUUGACCAUCUGCUCUCCCAUCCAUCUAACUGCCUGUUUGUCAUCCAUUCCAUCCAGUGGUCCAUCCAUCCACACCCCUAUUCUCGGAUCCUUUAAUGUGCCUUCAUGACCUCCUCUUACUGGCCAGGACCCCUGACCCCUGGUGGGUAAUGGGGAUGCAGCGUGACCCAGACAGACCUGCACUGGUGGAGUUCAACAGUCAGCAAAUCACUGCUAAGCGUAUCAUGACACCUGUGAGGAGGAGGAGCCCUGGAGCUCAGAGGCCCCAGGGGAUCAAGGAGGGUUUUUCUGUGUGAAUGAGACAGGGCCGGGUCCUGGAGGGGAGGCCCCGAGGGAGGAGGACAGCGUUCUUGGUGGAAGGGAUGGCAUGUGCAAAGGCCCUGGGUGUGUGGACACAGCUUAUUCUGGGGGCAGAAGGGUGGCCAGCGUGUCUGGGAGUGAGAUCUGAGUGCAGUGGACUGGGGGGCACCACUGACUGAAGCUUGGUGCCAGGGAGUGGUGGCCCCAUCACUGGGAGAUGGCAGAGCCCAGGUUCAAACCCAUCACCUCCCCCACCCUGCUCCCUGAGCCAGAAAAGCCAAGCGUGGGCUGCCCUCAUGGUGACGGAGCUGGGAGCCUGAGUCCUGUACACCUAUCUCCUGCCCUGUUCCACCUCCAGUUAUUCAGUCAACAAACACUCCUUGCCCCAGCCUUGCCCUCAGGGAGCCUUGGGUUGGGAGGCAGUGGGGACACGGGUUCAAACUCCACGGAGCAGGCUUGGACCAGAUGCUCCCCUUCCCCGAACUGGGUGCCUGCAGAGCUGGGAUGCCCCCUCAGGCCCCAGUUUCCUAAUCUGUAAACUGGGGCUGAUGGUCCUUCCUGAAGGCCCUUUAACCUGGCCCUUGUUGGGACCAGGUCCUCCUGGGAGCUCACAGGCAGGCCUCUGCUCCCCUUUUCCAGGGAAGGAGACAGAGCUCACAGGGCCAGCUGCUUGUCCAGAGCCACAUGGGUACACGGUGCCCUCAGGGUUGGAGCUCAGAGCUCAGGCCCUUGGAGCCACCUGCCUGAGCUUCCUCCAAGCCAGGUCUGCUUAGGGGACAGCAUCCCCCAUCUGCCCCCCCCCCCCAGACCUUCCACUUCUCUCUCUCCAUACAGUGUCCUCAGGUGGGGGUGUUGAAGACCCACCCACCCAGCACGAGGUGGCAGGACUCAGGACAGAGCGGCUGACAGGCUGGUCACACAGCCGGGGCCCCUCCCCAGCUUGGGCCUGAAGCCUGCAGCCUCUGCAUCUCUGAUUCCAAAGAGGCUGCAGCUGGUUGGGGGGUGCCCUUGGGGGCCUGCCCCACUCGUCAGCCACGGGGAUCUGCAGAGGAAGCAGAGGGGUUCUGCUGAUCCUAUGGAAAGGGACACGGAGCCAGGUUCAGAGCUGAGCUAACCAGCUGGCAGGUGGGUGGGGCCUGCAGUGGGCCAUGGGGCAGCCUUUCAGGACCUGUCUCCAGGUACCUUCACCCCCACCCCCACCCCUGUACCUCAGCUUCCCCAGCCCCCAAACAUGACGGGGCUUCUGGCUGAGCUCAGCUGCAGCGGGGCCAGGAUUCUGGGGCUCUUUCCCCUGCCAAGUCCCUCUCACCGGUAACAGGUCUGUGCUUGAAAAGGUGGUAGCUAACUUACACGUUCCAGGCCUUGUUCUAAGCACUUUGCAAAUAGUACCUCACUCUGUCGAAUCUUCUCUCUGACACUGGGAUUCAGGGUCAGGUGUUACGCCCAUGGACUGCUGAGGACACAGGCACAGAGAGAUCUGGAUGCUUGCCAGAAGUCACACAGCAGGAAGUGCUAGCACCAGGAUUUGAACCUCAAUCAAGUGGCCCCAGAUUAGUGUUCUGAGGUCUUGGCACAGAAACUGGCACAGAAUAAACUCACUGCCUCCUCCCCCAACCCAGCUGGGAGGAGGAGCACUGCCCACAGCAAGGCAAGGGCAUGAGGGGUGUGUAGCUCCAAGUACUCAGCCCAGGCCGUCAACAGGAGACCUGAGCUAGUCGGUCACGUCCCCUUCCUCAGCCCACUGUCCUGGUCCGGGCCCUGGAGGGAGGUGGCUCGUGGCCCCCGCAGGAUGUAGCACUUACUGAUCCACUUGUCUGGCAGAUACUCAUUAAAGACUCUGGCAACCUGGGGACACUGCAGAGACCUUUUCUCCUGGCAGCUCCAGGCCCCACGGUGGCAACAGACAUCAACCCAGGAAUUGCUCUAGGGCAUUCUUCAUGAGAGCUGAAGUUGGGGUUCUGGGGGUCUGAUUCGGACCAGGCUGGCAGGCAGGGCAGACUUCCUGGAGGCAGCGGUGAAGUGAUCCAUGCAUUAGGAUCUGCCUCCUUUGUCAGACUGUGUGGCCAGGCCAGUAUUGACCCCAGCACAAAGCGGGGCUCAGUGUUUGCUGGGUGAGCAGCUGAAACAGGGCUCGAUUUCCCCACCUGGACAGUGGGACUCUAAACCCCACCUCACUCCAAGGUCAAGUGAAAGUGUUGGAGGGGCCUCUGUCCAGCUCCUGCUUGCCCUCUGCAGUCACUCCAGACCCACCCCCAUCCCAGCUCCAGCCACGGUGAUGUCGGGGACAUUCCUGGAAAACAGGAGGCUCCUGAACAAUCAUAAUUUAGUAAAGUCCAGGCAUCCCCUGCUCUGUGUUGGUCCUGGCAAUACAGUGUCUUGCUGGACUCGGGACUGGUCAGGCUUGGGUUCCAGAAGAGGAAACUGAGGCUGGGAGGGAGGGCAAGGAGUGAAGGAGCAGGGAGGGUGGGGCCGGCAGGUCACAAGGCAUAGGGUGCACUCCUGAGGGACACCGUGGUCUUGGAGCUGCCAGGCCUGGGACCUCCUGGUCUUGCCCUUGCUGGGUCUCUCCAUAUGAGCACUGCAAGGGGCUCUCUCUCCUCUCUUAUUUUCCUGUUACAUUUUGUCAGAGGAGCCACUGAACCUACAGUUAUCAUUACCUGUGUGCCUCCCUCCACUGGAGUCCUUCCCACUGGGAUGCAUCACAAAGGUGGGAGCUGCAUCCCCUCCUCCCCCCACCCCGCCCCAGUCACAGCUGUGUCCCCAGCGCCCAGAUCACUGUCCAGAGUCCAGUAAGUGCGCAGUACACAUUCCGCCAUGAAGUAAAGGAGUAGCCCCCUGCCGGCUUCUGGGGUGGCUACAACUGAGUGGAUCCCCAUUUACAGGGGGACCGCAUCUCAGCUGCUAGUUCCUUAUUUCUGGAAGGAAACCUUCACCUUCCUCCUCUGCAAACUGGACGUAGCCAUAGGACCUGCCCACCGGUCGCUGUGAGAAUCAGUUGCGGGAACGACAGACGUUAAGAGCCUGGCGCUGAGAAAGUGCCCAGUAAUAAAUUCGGCUGCGGUUGUUAUUGCUAUUAUUUAACUCGUCAUCGUAAGUCGGGAAAGCUGCUCACCAGAGAAAUGGCUCACAGACGAACUGAGGCUGGGGCUUGGGGUUUCCGGGGGUGCACGACGCCGCCAAUCCGUCAGCAAACCGCGGCCACUUGCUUCCCUCCCUGUCCGCCCUCAGUCCCCCGGGUCCCGACGAGGCUCCCCAGUGCGACCCGCCCACCCGCAGGGUCUGCGGCAGACGGCUCGCUCCGGUCCCGGGGGCGAGCGAGGCGGGGGCGGAGGGCGGCCGUACUAGGAGGAAUACGGCGGCGCGGCGGCCGGCUGGGCGGUUUCCCGCCGCCGCAGCGGGUGAAUGAGUCCGACUGCGCUGCUGCCGCUGCUGCCGCUGCUGCCGCCGCCUCCGCCGCCCGACCCAGGCUGCGCCCGCGUCCCUCGCGCCCCGCCAGCCUCCGCGCCGAGACCCCGGCGUGUCCGCAGGACAGCCAGCCUCAGCCACCAGCCCCGGGCCGACUCUGCGGACCCUUUCUGGCCUCCUAUCCGCGGCCCCAUGAAGAAAACCAACAUGUGGUUCUUGGAGCGGUUUCGGGGGUCGGGGGAAAAUGGAGCCGCGGGGGGCGAGGGUGGGGACAAGGCUGCCAAGGGGCCCCUGUACAGCAACGUGCUCACUCCGGACAAGAUCCCCGACUUCUUCAUUCCCCCUAAGCUGCCUGCCGGCCCGGCGGAGCCGGAGGGGCAGGCUGAGCUGGGGCCCUCCACCUCGGAGCAGAACCUAGCCUCCGCUGCGCCGCGCAGAGCCCCGCGGAGCCCCCGGCUGCCCGCCAAGCUGGCUGCCGAGAGCAGGAGCCUGCUGAAGGCGGCCUCCCGGCACGUGAUCCAGAUCGAGAGCGCCGAGGACUGGCCGCCGGAGGAGGCUGCCACCAACGCAGACCCCCAGGCCCAGGGCGCCAUGGCGCUGCCCUCAGUGCCCAAGGCCCAGACGUCCUACGGCUUCACCACGCUGGCUGAGAGCCCCCACACGCGGCGCAAGGAGUCUCUGUUCCACAGCGAGCACGGAGCUCUGGCCCAGGUGGGCUCUCCAGGCACCGGACGCCGUCGGUGGGGCACCAAGGCCAACGGGGGCGAAGGGGCGUCCAGGGAGGCCGGCGGGGCCCUCAUGAGCCCCAGCCGCUGUGUCAGUGGUGGGGAGAGCGACACAGGGUCCUCAGCCGAGUCCUCCCCAUUCGGGUCCCCUCUGCUGUCCCGCUCCAUGUCGCUGCUCAAAGGCUUCGCCCAGGACAGCCAGGCCAAGGUGAGCCAGCUCAAGCAGUCGGUGGGCCGCCAUGGCUCCCUGUCGGCCGACGACAGCACGCCGGACACCAGCCCCGGGGCGCGGCGCCGCCUGCACCGCCGGGCCACCCCGGAGUCCGGCCCCGAGCCCAGCCCGGCGCCCCGCGCGGAGCACGCCGUGCGCCUGGGGCUGCGGGGCAGCGUGCGGCUGUUGGCCGAGUACGAGGCGGCCCAGGCCCGCCUGCGCGUGCGCCUGCUGGCCGCCGAGGGCCUCUACGACCGCCUGUGCGACGCCCGCAGCAUCAACUGCUGCGUCGGCCUGUGCCUGGUGCCCGGCAAGUUGCAGAAGCAGCGCAGCACCAUCAUCAAGAGCAGCCGCCACCCCGUCUUCAAUGAGGACUUCUUCUUCGACGGCCUGGGGCCCGCCAGCGUGCGCAAGCUGGCCCUCCGGAUCAAGGUGGUGAACAAAGGCGGCAGCCUCAAGCGGGACACGCUGCUCGGGGAGGAGGAGCUGCCGCUCACCUCUCUGCUCCCCUGCCUGUAAAGGGCUGCCGCGCCCACGCCCACGUGCGGGGAGACGCCGCCCCGACCGGAAGGGAGCCGCGGGGUAGGUGGCCUUCACCUCAGGCUGGGCGGGGCCCUGGUGCUGCAGCCUGUGGUGGGGUGACCAUCUGUCCAGGGGAGAAGAAGGGGGCUCUGGGGAAAAGAAAGCCCACUCUGCAGGCUGCGCCCCCCUGGGCCCCAAGUUCCAUGCCCCCACCUCCACCUCCCACCUUUAGGAGUUCUGGAACCUGGGCCGGAAAGCAGCUGAGGCACCUCACAGACCCCGAGGCCACCGGUCCUGAGGCCCAGCGGAAUCGGCUCCUUGCUGUGGGAGUGUCCUCCUCCCCUCAGGAGAAGUGCCAGGCCCAGGUUCCACCAGCGGACCCCAUGGGGCUGCGGGAGGACCCCCUGCUGGGUUAGGCUGGCUCUGGGCAGCCCUCGGUCCUCUCAGGUUCCAGAGGCAAGAGCCAAUCAGAGGGUGGAGAGCCACUUCCUGGCAGACAGGCAGCAGUGGACAGAGCGCCAGAAUAUGAAAACGGGGCGAUGGCUCCUCCUGUCCCUCCUGUUGGCUGUUUUCCUCCACCACCUUCUCUGCUCCGGACCCUGCAGCCAUGUGGGAGUGACUGCCGCCUCCUUUCCUUGGAAGGGGUCGCUCAGAAGGUGCCCAGAGCACAGUGCCAGCUUGUGUCCCCUGCUCCUCCCUCUCCCCUGCGGCUAGAGGUGCUGCCCCUGCCUCCCUGAGCGGCGACCUUGGCAGCCGGACCCCAGGAAGUGAUACUCAGUGACCGGUGGCCUUGGCUGUUACUCCCUUGCAUGUACAUAGGUUGUGGUUAGGGUGGGGGCGGACAGAAGGACAAAGGGGUGGGGUGGGGAGACUCUGCUUGUGGCUUUUCAUACUGCUAAAGGCAGCUGCAUGGGUUUAAUUGUUAUGUCAGUACAUGGGUCCUUGGAUGAUUUUUGUGGAGGUUUCCAGCUCAACAGAACAGAAAUGAUACAGUUUGAAGCAGGGGCCAGGCAAGGCCAGCUCUGUCCCUUGGCCUCCCCUGGGUGGACCAGGGCAGUCUUUGGGGAUCCUGGGGUGCCCCUCUCAGCCCAGACAUUGUCCCUCCUGACUGGGCUCCCAGAGCGCACCAGGGGAGAGGUUAAAGAACAGAUUUCACCCCCCGGAGCCGGGGUGGGGGUGGGUGGGGGGAAGAACGUGUUCCUUUCUGUACAUCUGCACAUACCAGUGCACGCCUGAGACUGAUAGUGGGGGCCCUUGGCGCUGGGGUCUCUUGCUGUGCCCCCUCCAGCCUCUGUCCUGGGCCUGCUCCCUCACGCACCCUGCUCUUGGGGUCACAGGGCCUCCUCCUUCUCUCCGGAACCUGGGGGCACCACUCUGGGCUGGGUCUGUGGGUGGAGGAGGCAGACAGAGGGCCCUGCAUGGAGUUAGAUGCUUGGAGCUCAUACCUCCCUCCUCUCUGACCCUGAACUCUCCCGCCCCUGGUUUCCCUCUGGAGGCCCCCAUCUUUAUGCUCCUGCACUGGUAUCUUUGUGUUUGAAGUUGACUGUGGGUACAUCUUUAAGACAUCCUCCCCCAAAUGUGUUUGUUUAUAAAUGCUGUUUUUAGUGCAAUAAAGGUGU